CCUGUCAACAAGAUGGCCUUCCUCUCCACGGAUGUUCUGAUUCCGAUUAUUUUGGUUGGUCAGAGAAUGUACCGUAAAGGCCAGCCUGUGUCAGCUCUGAAAAGGUAGCCAGAUGAACGAGGAAGAGUGUGAAACAGGCUUAGGAUCAGUACAGGUUGUGUACAAUCAAAAAACGGACAGUAGGCUUCGAGGUUAACAUUAGGUUGAUAUUAGAAAGUAAGUACUAUAUUCUGCAGAUAGCUACGUGGACACGUAACGCUAAAAGAUAACCCGAGUCACCUGCACCCCCAUCCUUGCUCAAUCGGGUUCCUCGGUCGGUUGUUGAAAGGAAAACGGGCCUAAGACGGGGUGACUUGCUAGUGCUGUCAUCCGCACUGUUGCAGGUCAAGAGUUUGCGGAUCUACAGAUUGUAUGCCCUCUUCCUGUGACGGUGCCUACUGGCUCGCACAGAGAGAAUGAGUGGCGUGGUGCACAGCAGAUGCCCAGCCUAGACGCCGCUGAUAUGCUUCCCUCCGACCCGUGAUGGACCGAGAUACCUUCUCCCACAUCCGACUGUGGUGCCCACGCCCCUUUGGCACCUACUCCCAGAACAAGCCCCGAAGCACGGGUACGGGGGGCAGUGGGGCAGCCCCCUCCCUCUGCAAGGCUGACACUGUGGGGCACACGUCGCUGGAGGCCGGGGGAGGCGUGGAUGGCCAGGAGGAGGAGGAUGCCGGGUCCGAGAACACUCCCCCAGACGCCGACCCGGCAUCGGCACCGCAGGCCCCCUCCACCCCUCCCGGCGCCACACAGAUGGAGGAUGGGAGGGUGCUGCUGGACACCUGGUACGUCAUCAAGCCGGGCAACACCAAGGAGAAGAUUGCCUUUUUCGUGGCCCACCAGUUCAGUGGGGUGGGCCUGCCUCGACCCAGCGCCAUAAAGGUGAAAGGGAACUGGGCCACGGACUGCACUAAGGCCAAGCGCAGGCGGCGCUGCUCCUCUUAUGACCCCCCUGCCCGGGCCCACGUUAUUUCCGCCCCCCCGCCCCCAGAGCCCUCCACCCUAGAGGACCUCCCCGGCGUGAGUGAGACUGACCUGCUGUCCGUGGCGGAGAUGGUGGCCCUCGUAGAGCAGCGUACAGCCGUGGCCUUGCAGGGCAUGGUGGCCCAGGGACAGACUGCCCCAGAAGACCCCGAGCACACACUCCUGCGGGGCACAGUCUCCGACCCCAGCCCCAUGGUGUUCCUGUCAGAGAGCCCUGACCCCCCACACCCCUCGCAUGGUACCCUGGAGGAGGAGGAGGAGCAGCAGGAGUCGCGGCGUGUGGCUCAGGUUGUAGCCCACUUUGAGUCCCAACAUCAACUCCUGGAGAACACAUUAAGGCCCGUGUCGGGCCUGGACUCUCCCAGGGAGAGGGAGCGGAGCGGGGACUCUGGCCGCGUCGGGCCCACCCACGGCCGAGGCGAAGUGAGGAUAGCCUUCCGGGUGUCCAGCCUGGAUCCUCGCUCGCAGUCGGAGCCCGCAGGCCGGCCCCGCUGCAUGUUCAUGAGCUGUGGGGGAGGAGGGGGGCAGGCGGGGGCCCGGGCCAACGAGAAGAUCACCUGUGAUCUCUACCAGCUGGUCAGCCCCUCGUCACUUGACCCCAGCCUCCUGCUGGCCGGCUCCCCAAAAGCUGACCCCCAUGCGGAGGGCCAUACGGACCGGCCAGCCUCCAGCAGCCCUGACCCCAGCCAGGAGCUCGGCUCUGGGGAGAAGAAGCCUGUGGCCCGGGAGAGGGUGACUGGCUUCCACGUGGAGGUGGUGGUCACGGGUGCUGUGGACCAGUGUGUGUUCUAUGGCAAGGACAGCACAGAGAAUGUGCAAGAGGAGACGGUGUGUUUCGCCAUGCCCAGUGGGGUCAGCCCUGCCGACGGCUCAGAGGACCCCCCUCCAGGCCAGCUGUUCUUCCUGCAGCCCCAGAGAGGGUCUGACGAGGACAGUGGCACCGGCAGCAGCAGUGGAAUGUGCUCUUUGGACUGCGCCAAUAACAACAAUCCUGCUGGGGAUGCUGCUGACCGGCCGGACUCCCCCCUGGCCGGCGUGGAGGACUGCUCGGACCCCUCCCUGUGCCGUCUCUACCGCCACGUCUCUCACGACUUCCUGGAGAUCCGCUUCCAGAUCCAACGGCUGCUGGAGCCUCGUCAGUACAUGCUGCUACUGCCCGACCACAUCAUGGUCAACAUCUUCAGCUACCUGCCCACCCGCUCGCUGGCCGCCCUCAAGUGCACCUGCUACGACUUCAAGGUUCUGAUUGAGACGUACGGUGUGCCCGCCACCGACUCGCGCUGGAACCAGGACCCGCUGUACCGCGACGACCCCUGCAAGCAGUGCAAGCGGCAGUACGAACGGGGCGACGUGUCUCUCUGCCGCUGGCACCCCAAACCUUACCACCACGACCUGCCUUAUGGACGCUCCUAUUGGAUGUGCUGCCGGCGCACGGACAAGGACACACCAGGCUGCUGCGUGGGGCUGCAUGACAACAACUGGGUACUGCAGCCCUGCGAGCUGGUGCAGACCCGUGCUAAGAGGGAGGACGGGAGGUAAAGGGGGCCCUUCCUGGGUCCCAGCACCCCUCUUACUCCCUCUAGACCCAUGUGAAAACUAGACACCUGAUGAGUGGGCCCAUGUUGGUGGUAUGGUAUGGUGCUCUGUGUGCAUGAGGCCUGAUGCUCAACGUUUCUGCCUAUUGGUCAACUGACAGUUACGUCCUAGCCAUGCUGUCAGUACUGGAGCUGACCCCAACCUUACUGACCAGAGGCCCAGCCACUGAGGACUAACUGGCUGGCUCACAGAGGGAGUCUGAAAGUUUUUAAAGGUCCAAUGCAGCUGUUUUUAUCUCAAUAUCAAAUCAUUUAUGGGUAACAAAUUACCUUACUGUGAUUGUGUUCAAUUAAAAUGGUUGGAAAGAAAAAAUAGCAUCUUGGCAAAGAGCAUUUUCUGAAACAAGAAUGUUUGCUUGGACUGUCUGGGUCUGGUUGGGGAGGGGAAAACCUCUGCCAGCAACAGCUAGCUCUCAGUUUUCAACUCUUUCUUAUUGCUCUAUUAACUAGUGAUGUCACCAGGCAGGCCAAAAAUCCAUCCCACCAAAACAGGCUGAAAUUUCAGGUGGCAUUUUCCAACAGCUCUUAGACUAAAAGGGCUUUAACUUACAUUUUCACAAUUGCACAGUAUAAUUCCAACCGCUGUGCAAAAAUGUAUAUAAAACACAGGAAAUCAUGUUUUUGACUGCACUGGGCCUUUAAUGAUUGAGACUUUUUUUAACAGUGGGGGCAAGGGAAGGCAAAUUGUCACUUUGCAAAGCUCUGGUGUCACUUUGUACAAUGGUUUUGACAGCUUGAUAUCAAUGCUUUUUUUUUGGUGUGUGAGCGAAUGUUUGCUGUUUUUUGAGGACUAUGUUCUCCCUCCCGCCUCUAUUUUCUUGCCCCUCCCUCCCCACUAACCCCCAGUCCCAACUCCCUGCUAGUCGGCAGAGGGCAGUCUUUGUGUCAAUGCGGGUGAAAAGAAACCCUGACCAUCUCUCUACACCAGCUUUCAGCCUUAACCCACUGGUCCCACUCACACUCCCUAAAUCUGCAAAACCUUGACAAAUACAGUAUAGAGAACUUUGUUCACUUGACCCCUCUGACCGGGUAUUGGGAGACCACUGUAGGUUUCAGAUGUACAAUGCUAAUGGGAAUAUGUGCUUCUCAAAUAAACAAAUGAUAA
Oncorhynchus masou masou (cherry salmon) is the source of this 3723-nucleotide messenger RNA. RefSeq names its product F-box only protein 46-like. Gene Ontology annotation, molecular function: protein binding. The transcript is spliced from 2 exons. The coding region runs from base 523 to 2562 and encodes 679 amino acids. The record is from RefSeq and is a predicted model, not a curated record. NCBI's taxonomy places the organism in Eukaryota, Metazoa, Chordata, Actinopteri, Salmoniformes, Salmonidae.